This is a messenger RNA of Yarrowia lipolytica CLIB122, 2370 nucleotides long. The record is from RefSeq and is a predicted model, not a curated record. NCBI's taxonomy places the organism in Eukaryota, Fungi, Ascomycota, Dipodascomycetes, Dipodascales.
AUGUCCAUCUACGCCUUGGACGACUCUACUCGUCAACUUCUACAAGAAGAAAACUUUCUGGGCCGGUUUUCCCCCAAAGACCUCGUUGAGCAACUCUCUCACAACGGCGACGCUCCUCCCGCCAACGAGUCGACGCUCGAGUCUCUCGAUCCGAAACCUUACAUUCGUACGUUUGAAGCUGCUCUGAAUGAAUUGAAACGACUAAGAGAACAAGUUUCGUCCCGUGAGAAUGAUGUCGCCGGCGACGUGGAUCAGGCCGAGCUGACCCAUUCGAGAAUCGUUCUCAAUCUCCAAAAGUCGGUCCAGUCUACAGUCUCCGAGUACACCGACAUGGAGCAGUUGAUGGCCGAGGUGAGCAAACAGACGUCCUCUCUGGGCGACAAAAUGGACCGUAUUUCGGGCCAGCAUCAAAAGGCCAUUGCAUCGCAUUUCCUCAUCAACUGUUACCUUUCGUUUGUAAAGAAGAGCAGCUGUUUGGAGCUCGAGAGAAUGUGGAAAGACGGUCCCAGUGGUCAGCGAAAGUGUGCCACCUACGUGCGCCAAUUAUUGAUUCUGUCGUCGAAGAUCGACACUGUGGAGGCUUGUCGACGAGCCCAGAGUGAUAUUGAGAAGUUUGCAGAGAAAAUCGAGAAGGAUUUACUCGAUGUGUUUGACCAGGCAUACAGAAACGCCGAUAUGCUGAUGAUGAAGGACUCGGCCGACGUCCUGACGGACUUCAACGGCGGAACGAACGUUAUUAUGGCGUUUGUCAACCAGCAUGACUUCUUUAUUGCUCAGGAUAAAGUGGUGGCUGCCAACUCUGAGCCAGAUGAAGCUGUUCUCAAAGAACUGGCUGAUCCUAACAACUCCGAUCCCCAAUUCGACCAUGUGACCGAAGAGCUCUGUUCCGAGGUUGUUUCUGUGGUCAACACCGAAACCGAGAUCAUCAAGCGUGUUUUCAAGGAGCCCGUGGUUGUUUUGCAGGUGUUCCUUCAGCGAGUAUUUGCCCAGCGAAUCCAGCAGCGAAUCGAGCUGUUUCUGAGCUCUGCAGAGGCCAUGAGUACCCUUGCAUACGUCAGAUCGCUGCAUCUGGCUUACAAUGUGGUCUCUAGUUUGGUGAAGAAGUUGAAGGACUUCUUUUCGUCGGAGAACCUCGACACUCACGAUUCCCUGGCAGCUCUGCUUGACCAGAACUUUGCCGACAUCUUCAUUCCCCAUAUCGACAAGAAUCGGUACUUUGAGAGCGAAAAGAAGUCACUUAGUGAGCUCAUUUCUGCUGCUCUAUGGAAGUUCGCCGAGUUCCACGAAAAGAAGUCAUCACACAAAGAAGGUGGUCUGCUUGGUCGAAUCACCCAUUCUCUUGACAACGAAGACAACAAGGGUAUCGGCAACUUCAUGCGAAACUUCAGAGACAGAAACGAGCGUCACAGCACUCCUGACUCGCCUGUUCCUCUGGAGCCAGAAGAUGGAGAGAUUAAGAUUGAUGUAGUGCAAAUGUGUCUGAAGUGUCUGGCUGAGAGUAUUCAGCGAGUGCUUGAACUGGCACACCAGAAUGAAAUCAACGACUGUGUGGUUUCUCUGCAUGACCUGCUGAUUGAGUCAGUGGGUAAGAGUUACAUUGAGACCGGUCUGGACGAUGCCAUUGUGUCUCGUGACAUGAAGACCAUCUCUUUUGUGCAUCUCAAGACGAUCCGACGAGUUCUGACUGCCAUUCGACUCAUGUCCGUUGUGAUCAACUCUGUGAUUGUCCCUUUGACCGAUUCUCAUGGUCAAGGAAGACGAUACAUUGUCAUGCAGACCAAUAAUUUUUUUACAAAGUGCGAAGAGAAGAUCAAUUCAAUUCUGCAGGUGACCUUGGACAUUGUUUCUGCUCGAGUUACUGUUCUGUUGAGCAAGCAGAAGAAGCGAGACUUUCUACCAAAGGAAGACACCCCUACACAUCAGCCCACUAGCACUUGUCUCGAGCUGAUUUCUUUCCUCACAGAAGUGCACGAUGCCGGUGCCAUCUUUCUCAUUGAGCAAACACUCAAACAGUUCCUAUUCCAUGUUGGAAUCGAAUUUAGAGAUGCUCUUCUUGAGCAUCUUAAAAAGUUUACCGUCUCUGUGGCUGGAGGCUCGAUUCUGAGCAUGGAUAUGGCCAACUACACCAAGAUGGUCAACUCGUGGGGCAUCUCUGAGUUGUCUGAGGCGUUUGUGAUUGUGAACGACCUGGCUGGUAUUUUCGCAGCUGAGCUGGCCAUGGUUAACUCACUGGUCAAGGAGGGUCCUCUGAGUAAGACCAAGCCGUUUAUUCUGAAGGAGUAUCUGAGUAAACGAAGUGAUUAUCAGGGAGGAACGGUGAACAAGAUGUUUGCAGCAACGAAUAAGAUCCAGGCGUUGGGUAUGAUGUAG